UUAUUCUCAACCAUGCCACUGCGACAAUCCCUCCUCAAUUUCUACAGACUCGGGGGCCCAGCGUAUGGAUCUAAACCCACCCCCGAGACCACUCUAUCAAAUACCCGUCCUCCCAUAGAACGCGUCGACACUACCAUGUCCACCGAAGACGAUCCAGAUACUAUCGUGGUGGCUAGCCCUCCUCUGCGACAACUACCUACUCCCUCAGAAAGCUCUCUCGAUGUCUCCAUCAUGGAUGCUCAGGUAGUCAGCAUGAAACAUGUCCCAAAGGGCCGAGCCAGACGCGUGACCAAGAACACGCUGAUGUGUGAGAGCACCGAUCUACUCGUUGAAGACGCGGACGACCAAUUUCUGGCAAACCGCACUGUCAGCGGAGAGACACUGGUCAAUAUGGACAAUGCCAGCCAGUCAACCUUGAUCAAAGAAGGCAUUGCUGCCCUUGACCUCCCAUGGACCAUGGGGGACAUGUUCCCUAAGGGCGAUAAACACUUCCCCGCCUCGCUUCAUAGCCCCGACCGAAAUUCUACCUUUUAUAUCAAGGACGAGGAAGAGACCGAAGAAGAAAAGGCAGAGCGUCUUGCCCGAGCCGCAGCCCGAAAGGCCAAGAUGGCGGAAAACAACAAGAUCUGGGAGGCCAAGAAGAAGGCUGCAGAGAAGCAUGCCUCUCGAAGAUCCUCGCGUAUCCCUGUCCUGAGCAGGGCAUCGGAGCUUGUGUCGGGCAUUGCAUCUACCGUGCUGGGCAAGAGAAAGGACAGAUCCCAGGAGAAAGCAACUCAACAGACGGCCGAAGCAGCCGAACCUGAUGCAAAGAAACGGCGAGUUAGCCAGGUGGAGACGCUCGCUGAAGAACCCGUCCAGCCCAAGGCUGCCACCCGCCGACGAGAAAAAAGGUGGCUGUCGGCUGGUCUCUUUGUCGGACAGGUCAGAUCUUUUGAUGUGCGUCGCUCGGGAAGCAAGAACAAGCGCCAGAGCGUCGAGGCUCCACCGCCAGUCGUGGAGAACAAGUUAUUUCCCAUGCCCAUGUACGCCGGCGAACGUCUCCUGCAGAAUGGCCGGGAUUUUAAACUACCCUUUGAUAUCUUCUCCCCACUCCCCGCCGGGCAACCCAAGCCUGACGAAUGGAGAAAGGUCAACAAGAACGUGUUUGUGGGUGAUGCUGCUCAAGAAUGGCGUGUAUCCAAGUACAUCGAGGACUCGACCUGCACGUGCACCCCUGAGACUGGCUGCGACCAAAACUGCAUGAAUCGGUACAUGUACUACGAAUGCGACGGCCGCAACUGCAACCUCAAGGCCGAGGAGUGCGGCAAUCGCAAUUUUGAGAAUCUAAAGGAGAGAGUUAAGAAAGGAGGCAAAUAUAAUAUUGGCGUCGAGGUCAUCAAAACCGAAGAUCGCGGAUAUGGUGUCAGAAGCAAUCGUAGCUUUGAUCCAAACCAGAUCAUCGUGGAGUAUACUGGCGAGAUCAUUACUCAAGAAGAGUGCGAGCGCAGGAUGAAGUCCAUGUACAAGAACAACGAGUCAUAUUACCUGAUGCUGUUUGAUCAAAACAUGAUCAUUGAUGCCACUCGGGGCUCAAUUGCACGCUUUGUCAACCACUCGUGUGAUCCCAACUGUCGCAUGGAGAAAUGGACCGUCAACGGCAAACCCCGCAUGGCUCUAUUUGCCGGCCAUCGUGGCAUCGUGACCGGAGAAGAACUGACUUAUGAUUAUAAUUUCGACCCAUACUCGCAAAAGAACGUCCAGGAAUGUCGAUGUGGGGCGGACAACUGCAGGGGGUUCCUGGGUCCGCGCCCGAAAGAGGGACGAAAACAAACCAGUCCAGAAGAGGACACCAAGAAGCCUGGCAAACUGGCUGGUGUCAAAAGGAAGAUUGCUAGUGCCAUUGAGGAGGGCACCACCCGUAUCGCCAAAAAGGCCAAAAUUGGUCCCUCCAAGGCCAAGGCGAAAGUGUAUAAAUCUACGGCAGCAACGAACACCGACCUCAAAGUCCGCAAGAUCCGGCUCAUCAAGAAAGCGGUCUCACGCAAGACUAGUACCGCGACAGCCAGUACACUGGUGCGUCGCCCAUCCAAGUUGAAACAGCUAGUCACUAUUGCUAAGGGCAAGACCGGCAAGACGGUUAGUCGAACAAAGGGCGCCAACAACAGGGUGGUAUCAACUUCGUCGGCCACUGCACUCCUUGGUAAGAACAAGGGAACACCGAAGAAAGGCGCCGCCAAGCCGAUUCAACGAUCUUCGAGUAUUCGAGACAAGGCUUCUAGCGUCAAAAGCCGGGUGGUCAGGACAGUGAAAGGGGCCCCAAGUGGCCGGAGCAGGACGAUCCGUCCCAUUGAAGAUAUGGUGGAUGAAGAAUAA
Molecule: messenger RNA, 2352 nt
Organism: Exophiala mesophila
Lineage: Eukaryota; Fungi; Ascomycota; Eurotiomycetes; Chaetothyriales; Herpotrichiellaceae
Exons: 2
Coding region: 13-2352 (779 amino acids)
Biological process (GO): regulation of DNA-templated transcription
Cellular component (GO): chromatin; nucleus
Molecular function (GO): histone H3K36 methyltransferase activity; protein binding
Source: RefSeq, a predicted model, not a curated record